AUGCUUUCAGCGAAGGUAACAGUCUGUUUAGUGUGCCUAGGUGGCGCCUGGAGCAUUCCAAUCCAUGAUGAAAAUGCUCUUGAAUCCACUGCCGAUUUUAAAGACUUGUCGUUCGUCGAGAGUCUAUUGGACUUUGCGAGCAGCUCAUACCAAUGGGACGCCGCCGAGGAUAUCAACCAAGAAAUGGAUGCCGUUGAAGAUGACGAGCCAGAAGGCGGCUCGAGUGAUGAGGUGGAGAUACCUGAAGCACCGACGGCACCUGAGAUCUCCAUUGAUGACACUGAAUCUGCAAAUGCGGACGCACAGUACCACCAUGACGAGGAUCCUCCAAAUCCAGAAACAUCUGAGCUCAGUGAAGAAGAAGAGCAUAAUAUUGAUGGCCUCAACAACACUGUUCACGGCACAGAUUUCCGAGUUGAGACUGGUCUCUUUUUCGAUGUGAGUAAGGGCGGCGACGAUAGCUGCGACGACUACUCUGAGUCAGACGACGACUGUGACGAUGAUGAGAGAGGGCUUCUCAAGAAGAUUUUAUUCUUCUUGCCUGCCAGCGUCCAAUCAGGGGCAAACUCCACGAAGCCUGCUAGCUCCAUUGUACCUAGUGCAAAUGAGCCGCUCAAUGCCACCGUCUCGGUUAGUCACAAUGUUACCAAGAACGAAACCUCUUUUGCGCCCACCCGCUCUGCAAGACCGAACCUUGACGAUAUCUAUCGCAUGAUGGAUUCCCUGGCUCCAAGCCUCUCUAUCAACUGGCUCGCGGUUCUUCUAUACUUGAUAUGA
This is a messenger RNA of Candidozyma duobushaemuli, 777 nucleotides long. RefSeq lists its product as uncharacterized. NCBI's taxonomy places the organism in Eukaryota, Fungi, Ascomycota, Pichiomycetes, Serinales, Metschnikowiaceae. Bases 1 to 777 code for a protein of 258 amino acids. The transcript has a single exon. The record is from RefSeq and is a predicted model, not a curated record.